CAUCGCAGCGUACUGGCCAAAGAUCAGAGACUUCGCUGUCCUGGACAUGGAAGUCCGUCCAAGUGUUUCAACUCAUGUCAGUCAUGUCCAAGCAUUUCUAACAGAAACGGACAGACUUCUAAAUAUCCAUAUGAGAGCAGAACCAACGCCAAGGAGGAACUUUGGCUACGUGCUUCUAGGUGUGGCCAUACUCCGUGGAAGCCAACAACCAAGCACCCUCAUGGCUAACUUCAAUCAACUUGUACAAGUAAUUAAGCCAGACGCAUUGGUGUACCGAACGACUCUCAAUCGUAAUAUAACGGACCCAAACGUAUGCAGGGCUACAGGACCGUCACCCUGGCAGGGACCUGGCAUGCCGUCUAUGCAGUCAUCAUUCGUUGAGUCGUUGUCAUUCAGGCAUGUGACUGGGUUCCAACGGCUGCCUUUGAAAACAGCGGAAUUGCUCUCUUUUAGCGCUGCGGCCCUUAUAACUGCCUACACGGAUCCUUAUACACCACUCACUGAUCCAUGCCGGAGUGUCACCCAGGCGAAUCCAAAAGAAUUGGUGUGCCAAAAUGGACGAUAUCAUGAUAUAGUGACCAACCGUAAUAUGUACCUUGAAACCGACACCAUCCGAUUCGACGAAUGGGGCGGUACGUUUGACACCACUAUCAUAGUAGCGUACGACUCGGAUUGCACUAUGUCGACAAAGAUGUGUCUGUCUUUCAAUACCUAUGGCUUCACGGGCGGCUACGUCAUCUUUGACGUCCACUUCCACUACGUGUGUUCAGCACCUCCAGCAUUCGUAGAUUCCAAGGGUGACUUUGGCGUUGUGAAGUGGGCAAAAGUUAAUAUGCACAAGAACUACGCCGGGUUAGAUUGCGAGAAGCUCUGCUGAUAAGCUCAUGGGCAAAGAAUGUGAUUAUCAUUUGGAUGCGGAGUAUUGUUUACAUGGCCGUGAAGCAAUCUGAUGUGAUAUGAUGCAAUAUAUGAUGUUCCAUCCAUGA
Messenger RNA from Ornithodoros turicata, 986 nucleotides. RefSeq lists its product as uncharacterized. The record is from RefSeq and is a predicted model, not a curated record. The coding region runs from base 47 to 877 and encodes 276 amino acids. The transcript is spliced from 6 exons. Lineage: Eukaryota; Metazoa; Arthropoda; Arachnida; Ixodida; Argasidae.